Messenger RNA from Mobula hypostoma (lesser devil ray), 4694 nucleotides. Its product is annotated as thioredoxin domain-containing protein 6-like. Gene Ontology annotation, molecular function: nucleoside diphosphate kinase activity. The transcript has 21 exons. The record is from RefSeq and is a predicted model, not a curated record. Bases 130 to 2298 code for a protein of 722 amino acids. NCBI's taxonomy places the organism in Eukaryota, Metazoa, Chordata, Chondrichthyes, Myliobatiformes, Myliobatidae. Gene Ontology annotation, biological process: CTP biosynthetic process; GTP biosynthetic process; UTP biosynthetic process.
CUGAGAUUCUCCCAUUGAACUUCGUGUCCGAGACAAAAAGACACGGACACUGCCACCAAAAAGACAGUUCUUCCAGCUGCUGGGUAGUCUGGGUUCGACAGCACUUCCAUCAAGUCAGGAGUGGGACAAAUGGCUGGAAAGAAGAAAGAAACAACACUGCAGAUUACUGUCUCGAGCCAGGAGCAAUGGGAUGAAAUGCUGGCUGUAACUGGGCUGACUGUGGUUGAUGUGUACCAAGGGUGGUGUGGUCCAUGUAAGGCUGUGAUUAGCCUAUUUCGGAAGAUUAAAAAUGAGUUGGGAGACGACCUCUUGCAUUUUGCAGUGGCCGAAGUGGACAAUGUUGACUCUCUACAAGAGUACAGAGGGAAAUGUGAACCCACUUUCCUUUUCUAUGGGGGAGGUCAGCUGGUUGCAGUUGUGAGGGGGGCAAAUGCACCAUUGCUCCAGAAAACCAUUCGCGAACAUUUAGUUGCAGAAAAGAAGGUGCUUGAAGAGGGAGCUGACCGGAAAGUGAUCAAAGAUGGAGGUUUAGUAAAAGAAGAUGACGAGGAAGUGACAGUGCUGCCAGUUGAUGAAGAGAAAGAACUCGUUACUGUCAAUAAGGCAUUCACGGUUGCAAUCAUCAAACCUGAUGCUGUGGCUCAUGGGAAAGCAGAUGAUAUAAUAAUGAAGGUUCAGGAAGCAGGCUUUGAAAUUAUCUGCCAAGAGGAGCGGACAUUAACAGAAGAUGAGGCACGAGGCCUCUACCAACAUCAGUCAGAGGAGUCUCAUUUCGAAGAGCUAAUUCGCUUCAUGUCAAGUGGUCCCUGCCGUGCUCUGGUCAUAUCCGAACCUGAAGGAACAGAUGAAGUCAUUCCUCUGUGGAAAGAGUUCAUUGGCCCAACAGAUGUCGAAAUUGCAAAACAGGAGAAACCUGAAAGUCUCCGAGCUCUAUACGGUACUGAGAAGCUCUUCAAUGCAGUUCAUGGAUGUGAUGACAAGGAACAAGCUGCCAGGGAACUUGCAUUUUUCUUCCCCAACUUUGGGGCCGGCUCUGAGGCCCAUAAUGAUGCUGAGACUGGCCAACGUGUGGAGAAGACCUUGGCUCUGAUCAGGCCGGAUAUCUUAAAGGAUAAGAAGGAAUCCAUCCUGCAGAAGAUUAGUGAGGCUGGCUUAACAAUAGCCAUGCAGAAGGAGAUCUUACUUACAGAAAAACAAGUUUAUGAAUUUUACAGAGAGCACACGGAAGCAGAAUAUUUCCCAGCACUGCUUCAGAACAUGACCAGUGGGCCUGUACUUGCUUUGGCUCUUGCCAGCAAUGAUGCUGUUUCACGUUGGAGGAAUCAGCUAGGGCCUCAAGAUGUGCGUCAAGCGAAAGAAGAAGCCCCUGAAAGUCUGAGGGCACGGUUUGCAGUGGAAUCUAUUCCAAUAAAUCAGUUGCAUGGCAGCAACACACCAGAGGAAGCAGAAAGGGAGCUGAAGUUCUUCUUCCAAAUGGAACAUACGCUGGCUGUCAUCAAACCUGAUGCAAUAGAGAAUCACAAAGAUAUGAUUGUACAGAAGAUUGAAGAAGGAGGCUUUAUUAUUUCACAGAUGGAAGAAAAAGUAUUUAGCAGAGAGCUGGUUGAAGAGUUCUACAAGGAACACAAGGGCAAGCCAUUCUUUGACAAGCUGAUUGACUAUAUGACUGAAGGUCCAUCAUUGACGAUGAUUCUAAGUAAGGAGAACGCAGUAGAAGAAUGGAGAAAUUUGAUGGGUCCAAGAGAUCCUGAGAAGGCCAAGAAAGUAGCACCAGAUUCUUUGCGAGCCAAGUUUGCAAAGGAUGUCUUACGGAAUUCCUUGCAUGGUCCCACAGAUCGGAUGGAAGCCAUGGAAAAAAUCAAGUUUCUGUUUGGGGACAUAAAUAUCGGAGUGGAUGGUAUUGUCCAAGGUAUUGAACCAAACUUGGAGAAAAUAGUUUACCCGGAGUAUAUGGAGGAAUCAGAAGGUACACAGCUAAGAGCUGAUGCAGUGGACUCAACAGAGAAAACUGAAGUAGGUGAUGAAACUCCUGUAGACACUCAGAUUGAAAACUCAAAGAGCACCUUUGAUGAGAACUUGCAGAAGAAUUUGCCAGAAGAAGCUCCAGAGGGGCAAGUUAAUGAAGAAGAUUCCGUGGUGGCAUCUAAUGAGGUGGAGGCAAAAGAAUUGGCUUCAGCAGAACCUGAAUCUCCUGAUGAUGCUUACGCUGAGCACUUGAAUAUAAGCUCUCCAGAUGGACCCACAGAGGAGGAGAAGGAAAAUGCAGAAGGAAAUAGUUCCAUCAGUGAUUCCAUAUAAUCAGCAGAGAAGACAUUGGCUGAAGCUGCACAUAUGACCCUAUUACAAACAGUGCAACACAGCUCUUCAACAGCUCAGACUGACUAUGGCAGUCUGAUACAGCAAAAAAAGCACCUUAACACCAAAAAAAUACAUAUAUGAAAUUGAAGUCUCUUUGAGGUAUUUUUCUUCAUCUGAUUCCUCACAGAACAACGUCUAUCAUUAAUCAACCAUUACAUUGUUCUCUUUUUAAGUCUGGUUUGGAUAGUAACAAUCCAGCUUUAAUUGAUAAAGGCUGAUUUAUUGAUGACUGAAAACUUGAUAUGUCAGUAGGUCCAGCAUACAACACUGGCUAGCAUGACACGAUGACAGCGCGGGGCAUUCAGGGAGUCAGAGCUCAAUUCUGACGCUGUUCCGUGAAUAGUCCCUGUGGAAUGCAUGGGUUUUCCUCGGGUGCUUCGGUUUCCUCCCACAGUCCAAAGGCUGUUAAUUGGUCAUUGUAAAUUGUCUCGUGAUUAGGUUAGGGUUAAUCGGGGUUGUGGGCUUACUGGGGCUUUGGCGGCUUGAAGGACUGGAAGGGCCGACUCCAUGCUGUAAUGCUAAAUAAAUAAAUGACUACCAUGCCUUGAUUUUUUUUAAAGUCACAUGAUGUUGUCCUAUUUAACAUUAUUGGUACUAAUCAUUCAACUUCUGUCAAUUUUACUUCUAUGUUUAUGAUCACUAGUUAUUAAACUCGUCACCAGAAGGAAUAGAUUUUCUCUUUCCAGUGCAUCAAGACCACUCAGCCUCUUGAAGAACUCCAUUUUAUUGCAUUCUAGUCUUAGAGUCAUACAUCAUGGAAACAGGCGCUUAUUCCCAAUUAAUUUUCUGCUGCUCAAGAUAUCCUUCUGAGCAAAUACAAUUUGCUUGCAUUUGGCCCAAAUUCUUCUUUUCUAUGCAUCUUUUAAAAGCUGUAAAUGUACCUCCCACUAGCAUUUCUAGCAGCUUGUUCCACAUACACAUCUACUUCCUUCAAACCAAUGCCUUCCGGUUUUAAACACUUACUGUGAGGAAAGGAUUGUAGUCACCCACCUUACUUAUAUCCCUUAUGAGUUAAUAUACUGUAUCUCCGCUUAAUCAAUCUUAGCCUCCAAAGUUCCCGGGAAAACAGGCCUCAGCCUAUCCAUUUGUCAAACAGUUCUGUCCUAGCAACAUUCCUGUCAAUCUUUCUGUACUCUCUCUAACUUAAUGACAUUCUUCCUAUUAGCUGGAACUGCGCAGAAUAUUCCAAAUACAGUCUCGCCAAAGUCCUGUAUAGGCCUAUCAUGACACUCAUGACUUGUAUCCAAUGUGCUAAUGAUGAAAGCAAUGUCUUCUUCACCAACUGUGUUGCCAUUUUCAGGGAACUACGUACUCGUACCCUUCCUUGUUGUACAACACUCUCAUGAGCCCUGCAUCUAUUGUGUAAGUCCUGGCUUGGUUUAACUUCCCAAGAUCACACUUACCUGAGGUAAAUUUCACCAGCCGCUCCUUGGCCCACUUUCCCAGUUGAUCUACAUCCUUUUGUAAUCCUGCAUAAUCUUGACUACUAUCCACUACACCACAGACUUCGGUAGAAUUGGCAGUCUUAUUGAUCAUACUAAAUUGUAAAUAUGACUAAAUUUGAUUCUUCCACAUUUUAAGGAGCAUUAGCGCUGACUAACCUCUGUCAGCAUCCUGCAGACCUUGCAGUAAGGCUCCUUGGAAUCCUUGCUGAGGCCUUUAUAUCAAAAGAUUAAAAAGUUUUAUUUUUCACAUGUACAUUGAAUCAAAGUGAAAUGCGUCAUUUUGCGUCAAUGACCAACACAGUCUGAGGAUUGUUCUGAGAGUAGCCUGCAAAUGUCACCAAACUUCUGGUGCCUAAUUAGCAUGCCCAGAACUCACUAACCCUAACCCGUAUAUCUUUGGGAUGUAGGAGGAAAUUGGAGUGCUCAGAGGAAACCCAUGUGGUCAUGAAGAGAACAUACAAAUUUCUUACAGUGGUGGGAAUCGAACCCUGAUUGGUGAUUACUGGCAUUGUAAAGCAAUUGCUCUAACCGCUAAGCUACUGUGCUGCCCACCUCAUAAAACAAGGUGCCUAAACAACCCACGUUACUGCAGCUAACUAGCCAUUGAUUGGACAUGCAUGCACAUUGGAUUUAACUAAGGAUGUGAAAAUCACUGUCUCCUUACUCUGGUCUUUUACAUCACUGAGUGUCGUAAUUUACCGAAAGAAACUUUUCAAGUGUGAAGACUGAAUUACAACUUCACUAUGAUCUAUAAGGAAAUGUUGUGAAUGAUAAUGUGUGCUAAUGAUAUUUGUAAUACAUAUAGUUUUAUCAUAAAGUUAUGUCAAUCUAGUUACAGCAGUACAGUAUACUUGAACUGAGAUGUUGCCUGAUUAUUUAAUGGAUCUUGGA